AUGGCAUCAGACUGCGAACCGGAUGGUUCGAUAAAGGGAAACUUGUUGAUUCUCAAAUUUUCUCCAUUAUUCGCCCUUCCAUUUUUCAUUUUUGCUGGCAAAUUCGUCUCCCUCCUAUUCCUAUCAGCAGGAAUUGCUCCAAUUCUCCACACCCCAUCAUGGGGUUUUCAGUCAACCGGUUUCCUUCAAAUUUUCGAUGUUCUAAACCCAAUGUGGUCCAUCAUCGGUACAAUGUACUGUCAUUUGAUCAUGUUAUUCUUCUUGAUCCAAGUCAUCAAUACUCGUUGUGAAGUUAUCGAAAAGUUGUCUGCAGUAGCUUUUGAAGAAGAGAAGAAAAUGUUCUUUUUGCUAAGAACUCUUUUGAAAAUUCUCUAUUUUUUCAUCCUUUUCUCCUUUUGGUGUCUUCUUCUAACCCUUGGAUUCGGAGAAGGCAUUGUGCAAAAACGACUGAGAGACGCAGUGGAGAAGACAAAAAUCAAGGUCAACUGUACCACUUUCUUUUUCCUCGACACAGAAUCUUGGCGUCUUAUCAUCGCUAUCAUUUCCAUCGUAUUUCUGCUCAUGACCUUUAUCAUAUUCUCAAUUGGAUACUUAUCAGGAGCUUAUCAUAUCCUCAAAAAAUCCAAAAUGAAGAUAUCCAAAAAGUUCUGGAAGAUACAAACUGGAUUUCUAUCGCUUUUGGUCAUUCAAGUCAUUCUUCUUUUUUGCUUCCUUUUGUUCCUACCAGUUUGCUUUUUGGCCCUCAAAUCGCCAGGCUCGGAAUCUACUUCACUGACAAUUCUACUAUUCACUGCUCAUCAUGGAACCAUCUCCACUAUCAUUUUCAUCAUAGCCCAUCGAUUUGUGAGAUCCAGAAUUUUAAGAGUUUACAAUAACUGUGUUCCGAAAUCCCGUCGAAUUGGAGUAAUCGUUGAUGCAGACCGUCUCGACACUCAUUCCGUGCCACAAACUCAAGUUUUUGCAGUGAUAACUGAAGAUACUACUGUAUGA
Messenger RNA from Caenorhabditis briggsae, 990 nucleotides. Bases 1 to 990 code for a protein of 329 amino acids. The transcript is spliced from 6 exons. Lineage: Eukaryota; Metazoa; Nematoda; Chromadorea; Rhabditida; Rhabditidae. The record is from RefSeq and is a predicted model, not a curated record.